AUGGUCCGUGUUUGUGAAAUCGAUCUCAUACCCUCACGAAGAGACGAAAAGAAGUUCAAGAGGCAACACGAGGCGGCAAGAAAAGACGUCGAACGGGCUUUUUGUGUUUUGAAGUCGAAAUGGGGUGUAUUGAGUCGGCCGAUGCGAGCAAGAAGCAUUAGAAAAAAUAGGAAUGUUGUGUACACGUGUAUUAUUUUACACAACAUGAUUUUAAAAGACGACGGAAACGCAAUAGCACCGGUACACAUUCGGGAUCCUCCGGUCGAGCCCGCUCUAGACGAUACGCUGUUGGACGAGCUGAUGGAUGAAGACACGCAUUGGAGACUAAAACACGAUCUCGUGAAUCAUCUCGCAAGUCAAGAUUUACCUCACCUGUUGGUCGAUUCCGACGAAGACUAG
This is a messenger RNA of Helianthus annuus (common sunflower), 399 nucleotides long. RefSeq lists its product as uncharacterized. The record is from RefSeq and is a predicted model, not a curated record. The transcript has a single exon. Lineage: Eukaryota; Viridiplantae; Streptophyta; Magnoliopsida; Asterales; Asteraceae. The coding region runs from base 1 to 399 and encodes 132 amino acids.